GAGAAUUACUUGAGCUAGCGCAUUUAACAGAGAAGAUGGUGGGCCCAUUCAUGCAGGGCAUUCUGCUGAUAGGCAUUAUCUAUUGGUAUUCGAAGAGCAUGAUGUCCAUGAUUAAUGAUUAUUAUCGUAGCGAAUUUCAACGUAAACUUCAAGCGGCAGGCGAGGCAAAGGCCGUCGAGGAGACACCCCUAAAUGUGGACAACUUUAUGAACUAUGUGCGUGAGCUGGAAACUAAGGAGCAGCCAACGAAGCAGGCAGCUCCCAUCGUUACAGAAAACUCCAUUGAGCCAAAUACAGGAAAAACGCAAAAGCUGCUAUAUUUCCUCUACAUCACAGGCGUCCAUGGCUUGCCUGAUCUUUGUAGUGCUGCAGACAGUCCCAUAAGCUAGUUAUAUAUAUAUGAU
Drosophila arizonae is the source of this 404-nucleotide messenger RNA. RefSeq names its product exit protein of rhodopsin and TRP B (gene Xport-B). NCBI's taxonomy places the organism in Eukaryota, Metazoa, Arthropoda, Insecta, Diptera, Drosophilidae. The record is from RefSeq and is a predicted model, not a curated record.